AUGGGGUACAUCAUGGGUUCGCAUUCGCCCACGCGCAGGAGUAGGGAGGAGAAGGAGCAGAGGAAAUCCGCAGCCAAGGCUAAGAUUCGCGCGAUAGGCAUGGUCCAGGCCGCGUUCAGGAGGGCGCAGCAGAGGCAAGGGGCUGCAUCUCCCGAGGCCGUCAACAACGGCGAGGAGGAGCCUCGGUUGACGUGGAGGGAGCGAAUGGCCGAGCGCGCGAAGGAGCGCGAGGGUUUGGCCACCGCUCGUGGUUUCGACGAGACGGCGAGGUCCUCCCGAUCCUUUCGCGACCCGCCGAGCGAGCCGUCGUCGAAGCAGUGGCACGCCAGAAAGCUCGAGGAGCGAGCGAAGGUGGAGAGGCGGAGGAAGGAGGAGGCGCGCGCCCGGACCCGACGCGACACGGACAGGCGCGCCAGGACCUCAGACCCGUUCGAGGCGGAGCUUGACCGCAUGAGCGACGCGGAGGCCAUGAGCAGGCUCGACGACAUACCCAUCUCGGACCUCGACACGGAUCGCGACUCGGACGACGACGGGGCGCGGUCGCGACGAACGGGCGCAGCAGCCGCGACGGAUGAAGAAUCCGACCCCGACGACGGGCUCGCGCCGAUGGAACGGGCGAUGGCGCGGGCGGCGCGGGCGAGGGCCGCGACCCGCGGAGGCGAUGCAUCGUCCGGCGGAGAGGCGGAGGCGCGGGUAGCCUCGAACGUGGCGGCGCCCCUCGCGCCGCGACGUCAUCCGCCGCCGCCGCGAACGCAAACGGCGCCCGUCCCCGAGAGGGACCCGGUCCCCGAGAGACGCGGAGGAGGCGACGUGGAGGAGAGGGCGUUCGCCGCGGAGGAGAGGGCGCGCCGCGCGGAGGCAGAGCUCGCGGAUGCGAGGAGGAGGAUAAUGGAGUUGGAGCGGCGGGUGACGACGGCGGAGAGGCGAGCGGAGGUUGCGGAGAGACGAUCCGCUGCGGGAACCGGGUCCGGGUCCGGGGUUGUGUCGGUGGGCGCGCCCGCCGAGCCCGGGCUGCCCCAGGGCCCGUCGUGGCUCGCACCGUCACCGGCGGAUGUGUUAGAACGACGUCCGGACGGACGACCGAGGGAGGGAACGAGGAUAGAGGUGAGGGAGGAGCGGGAGGAGGAAGCGAGGGUGGCCAUGCGGGAGGAGAAAGCGGAGGCGACGCGAAGGUUCGACCCGCCGGCGUUGGAGCCGAGCGCCCGCGCCGACAUCGGUCGCCUCGACCUGAGCGCCGUGCGUUCCGACGUGGAUGACGACGCGCCGCCGUCGCGCGUGUCGUCGCGCGGUGACGUUUCCGCGCGUGCUCUGGGCGGCGGUGACGGCGCGGCGGUGGGCGCAACCGGGGACGGCUCGAUGCGGCACGAGGUGUCCCGACUCAAGAAGAGCGCCAAGCAAUCGCUGGAUAAGGAACGCGCCAUGGUGGAUCAGCUCAACGCGCUGCGCCGUGCGAGGGACGCCAGCGAAUCGCGCGUGAGGGAUCUCGCCAAGGAGCUGCAAGAGGCUCAGAUGGACAAGCAGGCGUGGGGACGCGAGGAGGAUGCGUUGUCGCGGCGGGUCAACACGGCCAGGGGUGGCGGCGGAUAUGACGACGGGGGAUACGCCCCGAGACAGGAGCCGUCCACGCCAAGGUUCGCGCCGGCCGCGGCGCCGCAACGCAUGGCCGCCACCCCCGUGGUCGCCCGGGUCAGGGGCGGCGAUAUCACGUCGGGAUCCGAGUCCGACGGUGGACUCACCGACGCGUCCGUGUCGUCUGCGCGAAAGCACGGUGAGCACCCCAUCUUCCAGAAAAUUCGUCACGGGCGCGUCAACGAGGCGGCGGCGAUGUUAUCGGGCGACGGAGGCGGCGCGGGCGUGGAUCCGGACGUGAGGGAUCGAUUUGGAAAUACUCCUCUCAUCGUCGCCGCACAGAACAAUCGAAAGAGGAUAUCGAAGAUGUGCGUCAAGGCGGGAGUUCCAUUGAGCGCCGUGAACAACAUGGGCAACUCGGCGCUGCACUACUGCUAUUCGUACGGGUAUUUCGAGCUCGGCGAGUAUCUGGUCAGCAAGGGUGCGGACCCUAGGGUGAGAAACGCGGAGGGAAAGACGCCCAGGGAUACUCUCCAGCCCGAGCAGCUGAGGGCGCUCGCGCAGGUCCAGCACGAGGUGCAGGAAAAACUCGCGAGGCGGGGUUCAUCUCGCGGCAGAUCUGGGGGCAGCGACAUUCGAGGUGAGCGACGUGGAGGGAGGGUUAGACUCGUAUAG
Molecule: messenger RNA, 2244 nt
Organism: Micromonas commoda
Lineage: Eukaryota; Viridiplantae; Chlorophyta; Mamiellophyceae; Mamiellales; Mamiellaceae
Exons: 2
Coding region: 1-2244 (747 amino acids)
Molecular function (GO): fatty-acyl-CoA binding; protein binding
Source: RefSeq, a predicted model, not a curated record